ACAAUGUCCACCCCUGCUCUUUAAUAAUCAGAUUUAUUAGUAGGUGUAUCAGUAAUUAGUAUUAAUAAGCUUUAUUGGCUGAGCGGAAGUUCACCACUGAAUCCUCACAGCUCUGCUGCUUAGCGAUUUAAACUGACCACGUGACCAGAUUAGCUCCGCCUCCGACGCCGUAGUGAAACGCGUCCUCCUGUCAGCCAAUCAGCGGCCGAGUUUGUCCCACGCGUGUAUUGUUUAAACUGCUCCGAGCGAGCGCAGCACUCUGAGCCAAACCUGCACACGAAGCUAUGGCGGCUGCCGUGUCCGUUAGCAGAGCUGCCGAAGAGGAGGCGUGCUGCGCCGGGGCAGGCGUCACCACCCGCCCGCUUUAUGAACACUAUGAUCAGGCCAAGUCAGAAAACUGGGCCGCUGAAAAGCGCAGGGACUCGGAGGCGGAUCCGCGCGAUGAGGCGGCGGCGGCGGGGAGCGAGUGCGCGCGCAGGGCUGAGGACGCGCUCCCUGCACUCAGCCCCGAGCAGGUCGCCAGUCGGCUGGAGAGAACCCGAAGAGAGUUUUACAACCGCCGCAAAAUCAUCAUUAAAAACCUCCCCGCUGAUAUCACCAACCAGGAGGUACACGAGUUGUUAAGAAACUAUGAUCUGAAGUACUGCUUUGUGGACAAAUACAAAGGAACAGCUUUCGUGACUCUGCUAAAUGGCGAGCAGGCCCAGUGCGCGAUCAAGGAGUUCCACCAGCAAGUACUGCGUGAGCGGGAGAUCUCCGUGCAGCUGCAGCCCACAGACGCCCUGCUGUGCAUCGCCAACCUCCCACGGGCCUUCACGCAGCAGCAGUUCGACGAGCUGGUGCGGCCUUUUGGCAACUUGGAGCGCUGCUUCUUGGUGCACAGCGCAUGCACCGGCCACCCCAAGGGCUACGGCUUCGUGGAGUACAUGAAGAAGGACUCGGCUGCCCGGGCCAAAUCGGAGCUGUUGGGCAAACAGCUCGGCUCGCGCAUGCUGUACGUGCACUGGACCGAGGUGGGGUCGCUGACGUACGCCACACUGCACUCGCGCUGCCUCUGCGUGGACCGACUGCCUGCCAGCCUGCUGACUGCUCAGGAUCUGCUGAACACCCUGGCCGACAUGCCAGAGCCCAUCUUCUGCCAGCUUGCUCAGGGACAAGAUGGCAGUUUUCGGCGAUUUGCCAUUUUGGAGUACUCCACGGCAGAGAUGGCUGAAGAGGUGCAGCGAUUAACUGAUGGAAGGCCUGUAGGUGGUAGCCAUAUUCGCGUGUCCUUCUGUGCUCCCGGGCCGCCGGGCAGGAGCAUGCUGGCAGCGCUUAUUGCCGCUCAGACUUUGGCUAUAAACAGAGGAAAGGGUCUCCUCCCUGAACCUAGUGCCAUGCAAAUACUUUCUAGUUUGAGCAACCCGGCGACCCUGAAAAUGCUGCUGGCGCCUCUCAAUCAGGGACACAAACAAGGUCUGCUCGGCGCAGCCCCGGCGAUGCCGCUGCUCACUAACCCCGCGCUCUCCGCCGCUCUGGUGCAGCUGCUGCUUCAGAACCAAGUCCAGCAGCAAGCCUUUCUAGGAAACCCUCUUCUUUGGGCACAGGUUCUGCACAGUACAGAAAGCCGUCUGCCACCCUGUCAGGCUGGACUGCUCGGUGAAAACCCUCUGGCUGCUCUCCCUCUUCAACACGGCAUUAACAUGCUGGGAGAUCUACCUCAUGGUGCCAUGGCUCCUGGCUUGGGCAUGCAAACAGAGCCUUUAGGCCCCAUAAAGCCCCCACCCCUGGGCCGGACACUAGGGAGGGAGCCAGAGUCCCCAGCCACACCGAAUAGUUUUCCCACCAACCCUUCUCCUGCACUACAGGGCAUGAGCGUCCCGCUCCUGGGGAGUGUGCUAGGAGGAGAUGGAUCCACACUGCCAACGGCUUCUUUAUUAGGAGAGCCACCCAAAGAAAUCGGAGUGUCCCCGAACCCCUUUCUGAACGCGCCCAGUAUAUUCCCAGCCUCUGUUGCCAACUCCAGGCCGCACCCGUACAGGAAGAGACCAAUGCUAGGUGGCAUGGCUAACCAGCGGCCCAUCCCGAGCAUCAACUCCAAUUAUAACCUGCGCUGCCAAGACUCGUACGAGUUCCCAGCAGUACACCAGGACCCCCUCUCUCACCUCUAUGAGCAGCUGGAGACUCUGGACAGCACAGCACAUCUGGCCUAUGGAGCACAGCACUCGAGACACGGAGCCAUCAGUGAGAGAACAUCUCCCUUCGCUUACGCCUCUAGCCCUCCUGGCUCCUCCUACUUCAGCUUUGGUGCCCCUGGGACUGCGCCUUCCACCCAGCUCAAUAAGGCUGUGGGAAUGCCUCCCAUGACUCACUCCAGUGUCUUCUCUGCUGCACCUGGAAGUGGAGCUAAGACUCCUGUAGGAGGACAGAAGCGUCUCUUCUCACGGCUGAUUCCGUCUCCAGAGCCCAGUCCGGAGGGUGGCUACGUGGGUCAGCAUUCUCAGGGCCUCGGGGGUCACUAUGCCGACUCCUACCUGAAACGGAAGCGCAUAUUUUAAACCCCUUGCUCAUUGGUGCCGUUGUUGACCCCCGCUGGCUGUCAGUGAGGGACAGAGGUCGUUCCAGGAUCCGGGAAACAUCCUGUUAGCCUUUUCCAUGCCAGUCAGUGGGAGUUUUGUUUGUGAAUGAUUUCAGUGCGUAUGUAAAUUAUUUUAUUUCCCCAUUUUUAAUUUUAAAUUCUUUAAUUUGCCUUUUUAAGUUUGCUCUUCCAUUAACGCUAAGACCGCAGGUACCUCACUAAGGAAAAAUCCCCCCCCCCCCCCCCUUUUUUUUUUUAAUUUUUUUUUUUUUAUUAUAAAAUCUUUAUUUAUUUUGUUCCUUCCCCCUUAAUCAGACUCCCCUUUGAUUAUCUAUUCUGUAUAUAGUUGAGUAGCAUUCAUGAAUAGAGUCUUUCCUUUGGUCAUGGUUCUUGGAAACCCUCUUGACGCAUCUUGUGUGAUAGUCUCAGGUCUACGUGUGAUCCGUGUGCUUGUCGUCUGUCCCAGCAGCAGCAGUACCGGUAGCUGCUCUGUUCGUCUGUGUUCAUUCCUUCACUCCUGCUGGACACCAUGUUUGUUCUGUUUUUCUGUGUUAAGCCUGUCCCAGUCCCCUCCACAUGUCCCCUUCCCACUCCCUCCAUCACAAGUCCAGGUUUCCUGCACAAAGUGUUGUGUGUUGCACUUGGAGGAUGUGAGUCACGUGAAAUUUGCCUUCCUCAUCCUGUCCUUUCCUCACCAGCCAUUCGUUUUCUACAGUUCUGUAGUCUUACUUUGUCUCCCUUCUCCCCGGGUACUCUGCGUUCAGUCUGUAGUUUUGUCGUUACCCUCCCUGAUCUCCACUCAGUACUCGCCCCCGUACCACCAGCAGAGGGAGCUGGUUAGCUUUUGAGGAAAAGUGCUUUAUCUCAUGUGCCUGCCUUUUUUUUUUCUUUUUUUUUUCAUAAUUUUUAAUACUGGAACAACUGACAGUCUGGAGCAGGCCGGACCUGUGCUCAAACAUGAUGGUUCAUGUUUUUUUUUUUUUUUUUUUUUUCCUUUUGAAUAAUUAUUGCUGUUACUGCUGCAAGUGUGCCAACUCCAUCUUGACUCCUGUGGGGGAGGAGUUCUCACUGACUAGAACAUGGCUGGAUUACGAGUAGCAGAUCUGUGACUUGCUUAAUCUGGCUGACAUUUUGAUUGUGGUAACUGAAUAUCUCCGGUGUGCUGCAAUUCAUGAUGGAAUCUGCAAAUCUCUCUCGUGUCUAAACUCAUGAUGUGUUUUAGUGUAAUCUCUCCCACACUCUCUAUUUAACCUGUUUAUUUGCUGUGUACAUACCUGAGCUUGUAUAUUUCUUUGGAAUUUUUGGCUCAUAUUACUUUUUUCUUUAUCGAGUCUGUAAUUAGAUUGGAAAUGCUGCUGUAUUUUUUUUUUUUGUUUGUUUGUUUUUUUUUUUUUUGAGUGAUAUUGCAGCAUCUUGUUUGAGGAGUUUGCAUAUGCUAUAUGGACUACUGCUGUAUUGUAAAGAACCAAACGGACUUCAUCUGUAAAAUGACUGCUUAGCAAGUGCACCAUCAUUUGUACAGAGUUGCCAUGUUUUUGUGACUUAUAUUUCAGCAAGUAAAUGUUAUUUAUGUUCA
Messenger RNA from Pangasianodon hypophthalmus (striped catfish), 4133 nucleotides. RefSeq names its product ribonucleoprotein, PTB-binding 1 (gene raver1). Gene Ontology annotation, cellular component: cytosol. Gene Ontology annotation, molecular function: mRNA binding. The transcript has 15 exons. Lineage: Eukaryota; Metazoa; Chordata; Actinopteri; Siluriformes; Pangasiidae. Bases 285 to 2537 code for a protein of 750 amino acids. The record is from RefSeq and is a predicted model, not a curated record.